Messenger RNA from Cucurbita maxima (winter squash), 1746 nucleotides. Its product is annotated as ribulose bisphosphate carboxylase/oxygenase activase, chloroplastic-like. Lineage: Eukaryota; Viridiplantae; Streptophyta; Magnoliopsida; Cucurbitales; Cucurbitaceae. Gene Ontology annotation, molecular function: ATP hydrolysis activity; ribulose-1,5-bisphosphate carboxylase/oxygenase activator activity; ATP binding. The record is from RefSeq and is a predicted model, not a curated record. Bases 168 to 1598 code for a protein of 476 amino acids. Gene Ontology annotation, cellular component: thylakoid; chloroplast stroma. The transcript is spliced from 6 exons.
GUGGUCGUUAACAAUUUGAAAGCCUAUCCAACAACUUUUGAACUCUCGAAGCUUCACUCUCUUACUACAAGACUAUCGUCUUCCCCUCCAUUUCCCUUCACCUUUGCUUAAAGUUUCAAACUCUUAACACACUCCAAACUUCUCUCCCUUUCCUUCCUCUGAAUCCCAUGGCCGCCACCGCCGGAGCCGUCAACGGAGUUUCGCUGAGUUUAAAUGGCGCCAUCGCUGGAGCUUCAGUUCAGAACUCUGCAUUCUUAGGCAGCAGCUUGAAGAAAGCGAACUUCAGAUACCCAAAUUCCAGGGUCUCCUCGGGAAGAAGCUUGAUGAAGGUAGUUGCUGUUGCUGAGGACAUUGAUGAAAAGAAGCAAACUGAUAAGGAUAGAUGGAAGGGGCUUGCUUAUGAUAUCUCUGACGAUCAACAAGACAUUACCAGAGGAAAGGGAAUGGUCGACUCACUCUUCCAAGCUCCUACUGGAGCAGGAACUCAUGACCCUGUUCUCAGUUCUUAUGAAUACUUGAGUGCUGGACUUCGUCAGUACAACUUAGACAACACUGUGGAUGGCUUCUACAUUGCUCCUGCCUUCAUGGACAAACUAGUUGUUCAUAUCUCCAAGAAUUUCAUGAAGCUUCCCAACAUCAAGGUUCCCCUGAUUUUGGGCAUUUGGGGAGGCAAAGGUCAAGGAAAAUCCUUCCAGUGUGAGCUUGUCUUCGCCAAGAUGGGAAUCAACCCCAUUAUGAUGAGUGCAGGAGAACUGGAGAGUGGAAAUGCAGGAGAACCAGCGAAAUUGAUUCGACAAAGGUACCGUGAAGCAGCAGACAUAAUCAAGAAGGGGAAAAUGUGUGUCCUCUUCAUUAACGAUCUCGAUGCCGGAGCUGGUCGUCUCGGCGGAACGACACAAUACACUGUGAACAACCAGAUGGUUAAUGCUACCCUCAUGAACAUAGCUGAUAACCCAACCAAUGUCCAGCUCCCUGGUAUGUACAACAAAGAGGAGAACCCUCGUGUUCCCAUCAUUGUCACGGGUAAUGACUUCUCAACGUUGUAUGCUCCUCUCAUCCGUGAUGGUCGUAUGGAAAAAUUCUAUUGGGCACCUACUCGAGAAGAUCGAAUUGGUGUCUGCUCAGGAAUCUUUAGGACUGACAAUGUUCCCAAGGAAGACAUCAUCAAGCUUGUCGAUACCUUCCCUGGCCAAUCCAUCGAUUUCUUUGGUGCCCUGAGAGCAAGGGUAUAUGAUGAUGAAGUGAGGAAGUGGGCUGCUUCGGUCGGAGUAGAGAAUAUCUCCAAGAGGCUCGUCAACUCAAAGGAAGGACCACCGACAUUCGAGCAGCCGAAGAUGACCCUACAGAAGCUCCUUGAGUAUGGAAACAUGCUUGUUCAGGAGCAAGAGAACGUGAAGAGAGUCCAAUUGGCUGAUAAGUACCUGAGUGAGGCUGCUCUUGGUGAUGCCAAUGAAGACGCUAUAAAAAGUGGAGCAUUCUACGGCAAAGCCGCUCAGCAGGUACACCUUCCUGUCCCUGAAGGUUGCACAGACCCAAAUGCAGAAAACUACGACCCAACAGCUAGGAGUGAUGAUGGAAGUUGCAAUUAUGAAUUAUAAGCCUUCCCUUUAGCUGUUAAAGGAAAAUAUCCCUUGGUUUGCUCUACUUUAUGCAUUGAAGUUGGUGGGCAGUUUCAGUCUUGGUUAUACCUUACAUCUAGAAAAUGAAUGUAAAAUCAUUCAGGGUCAGAACAGAUUACCAAGAACA